This is a messenger RNA of Anolis sagrei ordinatus, 6057 nucleotides long. It is a transcript of the gene MINPP1, whose product is annotated as multiple inositol-polyphosphate phosphatase 1. Gene Ontology annotation, molecular function: acid phosphatase activity; inositol phosphate phosphatase activity. Lineage: Eukaryota; Metazoa; Chordata; Lepidosauria; Squamata; Anolidae. The record is from RefSeq and is a predicted model, not a curated record.
CAAUCAGAAGAAGGGGCGUGGCCUAAGGAUCUAUCAGCACCUGCGGGCCCAUUGCGCGCGCCCCUUCCUUGCUAUUCUCCCUCAUGGCGCGCCUCCUCGUGCUGCUCUUCCUGGGCAUCGCGGCGGCGCAGCGAGCCUCGGACCUGAGCCCUUACUUCGGGACCAAAUCGCGCUACGAGGCGAUCCAUCCACACCUGCUGGCCGACCCCUACUCAUUGGGCCCGCCGGAGCCGGGCUUCCCUUUGCCCGCGGCUAGCUGCGUGCCGAUCCAGGCGCGCGCCCUGAUCCGCCACGGCACCCGCUUCCCGACGCGGAAGCAGAUCGAGAAGCUGGGCGGCCUCCACGAGGCGCUGGUCCGCCGGAGCAGCUCCUCCCCGCCUUGCCGCCCUGCCGAGCGCCUGGCCGGCUGGGCGAUGUGGCUGCGGCCGGAGAUGGACGGGCGCCUGGCCGCCAGGGGGCGCCGCGACAUGAGCGCCUUGGCCCGCCGCCUCGCCGCCCGCCUGCCCACCCUCUUCUCCGCCAGGAACAGCUUCGCCUUCGCCAGCAGCUCCAAGCCGCGAUGCCUCGACAGCGCCGCCGCCUUCCGAGAGGGGCUCCGGCAGGUCCACGGACACGGCAGUUUGAAAGAAACCUUUGAAGUGAACGACAAACUGAUGCGAUUUUUUGAUCACUGUGAAAAGUUUGUCAAAGGUGUAGAAGACAACAGCACGGCUUUGCGUGAGAUGGACGCUUUUAAGGAUGGUCCUGAAAUGAAGACACUAGUGGAUAAAAUUGCAAGGACCCUGUGUUUACCAGUGAGUGAGCUAAAUGCAGAUUUGAUUCAAGUGGCAUUUUUCACUUGUUCCUUUGGGCUAACGAUAAAAAAUACCAACUCCCCCUGGUGUUCACUCUUCAAUACAGAUGAUGCCAAGGUACUUGAAUAUCUGAAUGAUCUAAAGCAGUAUUGGAAGAGGGCCUAUGGACAUGAGAUCAACAGCCGCUCCAGCUGCAAUCUUUUCCAGGAUAUCUUCAAGCAUUUGGACCAAGCUGUUUUGGAGAGCAAAAGCUUUACUGGAAAUGGACAGAGGCAAUGUACAGUUAAGUGUCACUGGGAUACUUGUGAAACCAAUCCCCCAAACUACAGACAAUCUUUCCUGAUAAAGGGACAUGGCAAUGGGCACAGUGUUGAACAAGGAGAGGAUACUUGUGCCACCAACAGUUCCACGCCUAUAUCCUCCCCUGUGAUGCUACAGUUUGGACAUGCAGAGACCCUCCUGCCGCUCCUCGCUUUGAUGGGAUUCUUCAGAGAUACGGAGCCCCUUAAAGCUGACAACUUUGCCAAGCAAGAAAGCCGGCAGUUUCGCAGUGGCCGCAUUGUGCCUUACGCCUCAAACCUGUUGUUUCUGCUUUAUCACUGCGAGAAAGCCAGCUCACCAGAGGAGAAAUACAAGGUUCAAAUACUGCUCAAUGAGAGACUGCUGACAUUUCCACAUUCAGGGGCGAAAGUUGCUUCGUAUAGUGACCUGAGAAACCAUUACAAACACCUCCUUGACAAUUGCCACUUCAAUAAAGUCUGUGCUUUGACAAAGCCUGGUUAAUCAGAAAGGGACACAUUAGGAAAAGUAUUAUGAACAUUGUCACUUGUGGAAGUAUUUGAGGAAACAAACUUUUACAGAGUGUCUUUGAACUCACUCUGAGGAAUGACUGUCAACAACCUCUUAAACUGAUGGUUUGCGAUUCAAAAAGUCUACCGAAAGGAAGAACCCGUUGUAGAACAUCUCAAUAUAUUCUCUUCUGUUUCUGGAAAAGAACAAUUAGCCUAAGGCUCUAAAUGUGAAUAGUCCGUGGAACAAAAUGAUGUAUUUGCUGGAAUAAUUACUUGUGGGGGGAGGGGGACAGGGACGACAGUAUGUUCAUACAAGGUUUGAAUGAAAAGUAAUGCCUUCACCAUCGUUAUUCCUCAACAGAUGGCAGUACUGGUACACGGCAGGUACUGGCUUGUUCAGUAGACUCUCCUCUACAGUUCCAUUUUGGCAGGAAGCCUUAGCAUUGAACGGUUGUGUUGUUAAAGUGAAAAGUAUGGAACCCUACAGACGGUCGGUCAAUGCGACUUAAGCAAUGUGCAGUCAUUGAAUUAUUGACAGCAGAAGGUGUCACCCCAAAGGAGAUUCAUCAGAGAAUGCAAGCUGUUUAUGGUGAUUGUGUUGACUUGAGUACUGUGCGUCGUUGGGCGAGUAAGUUUAAAGACGUUGAGGUGGAAACAUCUGACUUGAGUGACAAACAAAGAGUUGGACAUCCUGUGACAGCAACCACCAAGUUUCACAAGCAAAAGGUUGACAGAUUGAUUCAGGGCGAUCAUUGUAUCACUCCGAGAGAAAUUGCAAGCAUAAUCGGCAUUUCACAAGAACGUGUGGGUCACAUUAUUGCUUUGCUUGGCUAUCAGAAGAUCCGUGCACGACGGGUACCCAAGAUGCUGAUGCCUGAAAUGAAAACGCACAGACUUGAAACUUCAGAGACUGGAUCUCAUCACCGUACGACAUCCUCCAUACAGUCCAGAUUUAGCACCGUCUGACUUCCAUCUGUUCCUGAUAAUGAAAGAAGAUCUGCAGGAACAUCAUUAUGCUUCUGAUGAAGAUGUUGAGAGAACUGUGAGACACUGGUUGUGGAAACAAAGUGUCGACUUCUUCCGUGACAGCUUCAGAAAACUUGUUCAUCAUUGGCAGAAAUGUAUCCAAUUGUCUGAUAAUUACGUGGAAAAGUGAAUAGUGGUAGUUAAAGAGCACAUCCUAAGGAUUAUUUCUGUGUUUGAUUUAUUAAAAUAUUCCCAUCCAAACCUAAGUAACGAAGAUGGAGGCAUUACUUUUCAUUCACCCCUCGUACAUCACUUGUAUUAGGGGACUUUCAAUAUCCCUUUGCUGUAGAGUUGCUGAGUGAAAUAAGGGGUCAGUGCUUAUGAGUUUUUGAUGACAACACCUGUGGAAUUUUCUCUAUUUACACAGUCAUUAAAGUUAUAGGAGGCCUAUCUCUUAUUUUACCCCGCUACCCUACUCUGCUAACAUUUUGAUGUUUGUUAUUGUCGUAUUAUCAUAUGAACUACACAGAUACAUCCUGUUUACACUGGACAUUUUGAAGAUAUAGUACAAAUUUUGUACAGCAAUUGUGGCACUCUUUGUUUCCUGGCUGUAACUAUUUUGUUUGUUUGUUGUACGUUCAGCUGAUUUUGCACAAUAAUAACAUGCUUGCCUUCUCUUAUUGUGAAAACAUGCAUAUUGGGUUUUACUAUUUGGGCAACAAGCUUUUCCAAGUUAUAUUGAUUGUGUUCUGCAGUGCUAACAAUGAAAAGAAGUGGGCAUAACUGAACUGAGUAUAGGGUUGAAACUUGGGUCUUGUAGGUGUUAUAGAUUACAUAUCAGACAUGAGCAAACUUUGGCCCGACAGGUAUUUUGGACUUCAACUCCCACAAUUCCUAAUAGUCUACUGGCUGUUAGGAAUUGUGGGAGUUGAAGUCCAAAACACCUGGAGGGCCAAAAUUUGCCCAUGCCUGCUACAGACCCUAUAAUUCCUCACCCACUGACUGUUCCAGCUAUACUUGGUAGGCCACAGUAAUCUCAGUCAUUCGGCUAAGGAGUGUCACCUUCACUGCACAUUGUGAUGUGUUGUGCUUUCACAUCACUUCUGGUGAAUCUUCAUUACCCCUUAAAAGAUAUUUCUAGAUGUGCUGUGAUACGUUCAUUUGUGUAAUGUGUCAGAAAAAGAAUAUUCAAACCUAGCACCAAAAAUAAUUGACUUCAUCUUUGGCCCCAUCUACACUGUCAUAUAAAAUCCAGAUUAUCUGCUUUGAGCCAGAUUAUCUGGCAGUGUAGACUCAUAUAAUACGUUUCAAAGCAGUUAAUGUGGAUUAUCUGCUUUGAUAAUCUGUAUUAUAUGGCAGUUUAUUUUAUUUGUUUAUUUGUCAUGUCAGGAGUGACUUGAGAAACUGCAAUUCGCUUCUGGUGUGAGAGAAUUGACCGUCUGCAAGGACGUUGUCCAGGGGACGCCCGGAUGUUUUUGAUGUGUUACCAUCCUUUUGGGAGGCUUCUCUCAUGUCCCCGCAUGGGGAGCUGGAGCUGAUAGAGGGAGCUCAUCCGCGCUCUCCCCGGGAUUCGAACCUGUGACUUGUUGGUCUUCAGUCCUGCCAGUACAAGGGUUUAACCCAUACACUGCAGUGUAUGGCAGUGUAGGUGGGGCAUUAGUCAGUCCGGUUUGUGUGGUUUGGUUUGUGUAUAGAACCAUUCCUUGAAUCUCCGGGCCCGUCCAGACAAGCCCUUUACCUCAGGGUCUCAUCCCUGGUUUUCUGCUUUAAACUGGAUUACAUGAGUCUGCACUGCCAGAUAAUCUGGGAUAAACAGAAAGCUUGGCAUCAUAUCCUGGGAUAUAGGGCCUUACAUUGUUUUGAAUCCAAAAGGGGUGUUGGACAGAGUUUGUUAAUUUAUUUUAAUUAAGGAAGCCAACCGGAAAUAAAGAACAAACAUCCAGAAAAAGGUGGCAUCCUGAUUAUACAAUAUGGAGGUCAAAAUGCUUCUUAAGAUUAGUUAGAAGCUUAAAAUAUAUCUUCUGGGCCAUAGUAAGUUUGAUUUCAAGCAUGCUAAAUUAGUACCCUUUGAAAAAGGAUCAUUUCACAAUCUUUUUUUCUGAUAAUUUGGAGGUAUUUUUAAUGACCCCUACCAAAGCUGGUUUUGACCCACUUAGAAAAACAAACAAACUGGAAUCCCUACAAAAUUGACUUGAUGUUUCAGGGGAAAACUGGCCUAAUAGCUCAGGGAGGACAUAAUGGAAAAGCUGCGUAUGUCGCUAGAACCUUCAAGUAAAUGCUGCUGCUUAUCAGGGACAUUGUUUUUUGGAAGAAUGUGGUGGUACAAGCAGUCCAGGAGUCUGCAAAAUAGCUUUGGAGAUGUCCUUUACCUAUUUCAUCUAAUUCUGCUGCUUUUCAUUUUGAAAAUCACCCAAUUGGAGAAAUAAUGUUCAGAUGCAUUUGCCAAAUCAGUUAAGCCAAAAAAGUUAUUUACAGACAUCAAAAGGAACAAGAAAAUUGACUAACUAUUUAUAUUUUGAGGAACGUCAUCUCUGUCGUAUUCUUCUAUUGACCAGAAUAUGGCUUGUAUUGUGUAUAAGCUUCUUUCAUCUCUGUAAAGGUAUAUCACAGUGGUUCUCAACCUGGGGUCCCCAGAUGUUUUUGGCCUAUAACUCCCAGAAAUCCCAGCCGGUUUACCAGCUGUUAGGAUUUCUGGGAGUUGAAGGUCAAAAACAUCUGGGGACCCCAGGUUGAGAACCACUGAUAAUAUAUCGGGUGUUUAUGAGCAGGGGGUAAUAUUAUCUGCUAUCAGUUCACUUUUUUUGUUCUGUGAGCCUUUGUUUAAGUCACUGAUUCUCAACCUGUUGGUCUCCAGAUGUUUUGGCCUUCAACUCUCAGAAAUCCUAACAGCUGGUAAACUGGCUGGGAUUUCUGGGAGUUGUAGACCAAAACACCUGGGGACCCACAGGUUGAGAACCACUAGUUUAGGCUAUGUUUUGGCUUAUGGUCCCAGUGUACUGUCAUUUUAGCAAUAUGCCUAUUCCAGUGGUUUUUUGUGUGUUUGUUUGUUUGUUUUGCAAUGUAACACAGUUCAAAAAAUGUCACAAGGCAGAGGUACUGAAAUAAUAUACCAAAAAUCAAGCUAUCAAUCAUAUCGGCCUAAAAUGAGGAUUUUGGGACUGUUUUAUUCUUUGCAUUAGAUGCAGGUUGGAUAUGGUCACAUUUCCAUAGACUAGGGGACAGUUUAUCUUAAAUGAUUGCAGAACAAAAGUCAAGAAAUGGUAAUGAACUUUUUCUUGAUCAAGUGUUUUUUCUUUAGCCAGGCUCGUAGACCAUGGAUAUCCAAUUCCUUGUCUCCGAAAAAAUCUACUGUUGCAAUGACAUGUUUAUAAUUUAUUCCUGUGGCUACUGAAGCAAGAAAGUGCAAUAUGACAUUGAUGGAUAUUCUCUAGAUAUUGUUCUGAAAGAGUAUUCCCAUCAGUAGAGAAUUUUUAAAUGAAUGCUAAUUAAAAAAAGCUUGAGUGAUA